UUUCCAUUAAAUCACAAUUAUUUUCUUCUUUCAUUUUCCCCGGACACACACACCCACGCCCAAUACCCUUCAUUUCAUCUUCACUUGUUAUCUUCAACAAAUCCAUGGACACCAUUAGCACUAGCAGCACAAACUCAGUGAUUAAUUCUCUACAACAAAAAACACCAACCAAAAUAACCAAAUCCAAAAGGAAAAACAACAAACCCAUCAAAGUAGUUUAUAUUUCCAACCCUAUGAAGGUUAAGACCAGCGCCUCUCACUUUAUGGCACUGGUCCAAGAACUCACUGGUCAGUACGCUGAUUCGCCGCCGGAUCCUUCAAAAUUUCAAGUGUACGAUGGGGAUAAUAGUGUUACUGACUCUGGGACUGGGUGUGAGAAUAUUAUAAUGGGUUGUGAUGAAAAUGAUCACACGGUUGUGACAGUGCCUCCUCUUGUGUAUUCUGAUGAUCAAGUGGUGAAACCUGGUGGAGGAUGCUCUUAUGAGAGUUUUGAUGAAGAUGUACUUUUGACUCCUCAGAUGAUGGAGAACAUUUGGGAUCUGCUCCCAACAAAUGCAUUUUAUGAACCUUUUCAACUUGAUACCUAUUGAUUCUGCUGCAGUGUAAUUAUAUAUAUAUAUAUAUAUAUAUAUAUAUAUAUAUAUAUAUAUAUAUAUAUAUAUAUAUAUAUACGUUUUCUUA
Messenger RNA from Vicia villosa (hairy vetch), 681 nucleotides. RefSeq lists its product as uncharacterized. The record is from RefSeq and is a predicted model, not a curated record. The coding region runs from base 105 to 590 and encodes 161 amino acids. Lineage: Eukaryota; Viridiplantae; Streptophyta; Magnoliopsida; Fabales; Fabaceae. The transcript has a single exon.